This is a messenger RNA of Pochonia chlamydosporia 170, 1155 nucleotides long. Its product is annotated as cell division control protein 12. Gene Ontology annotation, cellular component: microtubule cytoskeleton; cytosol; septin complex. Gene Ontology annotation, biological process: cytoskeleton-dependent cytokinesis. The record is from RefSeq and is a predicted model, not a curated record. Lineage: Eukaryota; Fungi; Ascomycota; Sordariomycetes; Hypocreales; Clavicipitaceae. Gene Ontology annotation, molecular function: GTP binding; GTPase activity; molecular adaptor activity. Bases 1 to 1155 code for a protein of 384 amino acids. The transcript is spliced from 4 exons.
AUGGCCCCAGCUGCUGAGAGCGCCUCACCGAUUGGCAUUGCCAAUCUUCCCAACCAGCGACACAAGAUUGUCGCCAAGCGGGGAGCCAGCUUCACUAUUAUGGUUGCUGGCGAGUCUGGCUUGGGAAAGACUACCUUUAUCAACACCCUCUUCUCCACCACCAUCAAGAACUAUGCCGACCACAAGCGUCGACACCAGAAGCAGGUCGACAAGACUGUCGAAAUCGAGAUCACCAAGGCUGAGCUCGAGGAGAAGUUCUUCAAGGUUCGCCUGACCGUCAUUGACACCCCCGGAUUUGGUGACUACGUCAACAACCGUGACUCCUGGAUGCCCAUCAUCGAGUUUCUCGACGACCAGCACGAAUCCUACAUGCUUCAGGAGCAACAGCCCCGCCGUCAAGACAAGAUUGACCUCCGUGUCCAUGCCUGCUUGUACUUUAUCCGCCCUACUGGCCACACUCUGAAGCCCCUCGAUAUCGAGGUUAUGAAGAGACUUUGCUCUCGAGUCAACUUGAUCCCUGUUAUUGCCAAGGCUGACACUCUGAGCCCUGCUGAUCUGGCCAAGUUCAAGCAAAGAAUCAUCUCUGUCAUUGAGGCCCAGAACAUCAAGAUCUACCAGCCCCCUAUCGAGGAGGAUGACGAAGCCGCUGCUCAGCACGCCCGAAGCCUCAUGGCCGCCAUGCCCUUCGCCGUCAUCGGCUCCGAGAAGGACGUCAAGACCAGCGACGGCCGUAUCGUCAAGGGUCGUCAAUACUCGUGGGGUGUUGCCGAGGUUGAGAAUGAGGACCACUGCGAUUUCAAGAAGCUCCGAUCCAUUUUGAUCCGAACCCACAUGCUCGAUCUCAUUCACACCACCGAGGAGCUGCACUACGAGGCGUACCGUGCUCAGCAGAUGGAGACUCGCAAGUUUGGCGAGGCCCGCCCCCGCAAGCUGGACAAUCCCAAAUUCAAGGAGGAGGAAGAGGCUCUGCGCAAGCGAUUCACCGAGCAGGUCAAGAUCGAGGAGCAGCGAUUCCGACAGUGGGAGCAGAAGCUCAUUGCCGAGCGCGACCGUCUCAACAAGGACCUCGAACAGACGCACGCCCAGAUCAAGCAGCUGGAAACCGAGCUCGAACAGAUGCAGGGCAGUGCCGUCCGCAGCCACGGUCGUCGUUAA